This is a messenger RNA of Neltuma alba, 3816 nucleotides long. RefSeq names its product filament-like plant protein 7. The record is from RefSeq and is a predicted model, not a curated record. Bases 475 to 3726 code for a protein of 1083 amino acids. The transcript is spliced from 7 exons. Lineage: Eukaryota; Viridiplantae; Streptophyta; Magnoliopsida; Fabales; Fabaceae.
CAUCUCACACUCCCUCACUCUCUGUCCUUUUCUCUUAGCUCGGACACUUCACUUUACUUUCCCAUCUUUCUACCCUUUUUCUUUUAUCGCCUACCAAACACACGCUGCUCGAAAAGCUUUGGUGAUGGUAAUUGUGGUGCCCGGCGACGCGGAACUGAAUCUCUUGGCCUUGGAACCCCUUCUCUUUUCUCCAUGGGCAUUCAUGCAUAAGCUGAACCUUCUUCUUGAUGGUCAUAGGCGAGAGAAAAUAACGCCCUGCAUUGAGCUGCAGUGGCUCUUCAAGAACAACCAGGCUUAGAAAUUCCCUUUGCUGCUUCGUAGCCCUCUGUGAUUAAGUCUGCUAACACACCCUUUUUUUUGUGCCAUAAAGAUAUACAUUUUGUUGCUUCUUUAUUAGUUGCAUGCAAAUAUUUUGUGGAUUGAUAGAAAUUUUAACAGUUUGGCUUAUAUUCAUCCGAGGUCUCCCUGGCCGUUAUGGAUCACAAGGCGUGGCUCUGGAGGAAAAAGUCCUCAGAGAAGACAACCAGUGCAAGUGACAAAGCCAAUCUCACCGUGAAAGAAAAUGAAGAGUUUAAGGAGCUUCUAGCUGAUAAAGAAGAAUUGGAGAUUGAACUGAAAAUUCUGAAUGACAAGCUUGCUUCGGCUCUCUCUGACUGUAAGGGUAAAGAUGAACUGGUAAAGAAGCAAACAAAAAUAGCACAGGAAGCAGUGGCGGGUUGGGAGAAAGCUGAAUCUGAAACUUUGUCUCUAAAGCAAGAUCGUGAGGAAGCCUUGCAGCAGAAACUAUUUUAUGAAGAAAGAAUGACACAUUUGGAUGGAGCACUGAAAGAAUGCAUGCAGCAAUUACGUUUUGUACGUGAAGAACAGGAGAAAAGGAUUCAUGAUGCUGUGACGAAGGCUUCAAAAGAAUUUGAAAAAGCACGUAUGGUUUUUGAGGAGCAGCUGUCAGAGGCCACUAAAAAGCUUGCAAAAGCUGGGGCUGAAAAUGCUCAUCUUAGCAAAGCUGUUCUUGAUGACCAAAUUUUGAUUGAAGGUCUUAAAAGACAAUUGACCCAAGCUGAGGCAGAUUAUAGUGCACUCAUGGCUAGAUUAGAAUCCACAGAGAAAGACAACAUCUCACUGAGGUAUGAAGUUCGGGUGCUUGAAAAGGAGGUUGAGAUUCGAAAUGAGGAGAGAGAAUUCAAUCGUCGCUCAGCUGAUGCAUCUCACAAGCAGCACCUGGAGAGUGCAAAGAAGAUUGCCAAGUUAGAGUCAGAAUGUCAGAGGUUGCGCGUCCUGGUUCGCAAACGAUUACCAGGUCCUGCUGCCCUAGUGAAAAUGAAGAAUGAAGUAGAAAUGUUGGGUAGGGACUCAGCUGAAAUGAGGCGAAAAAGGUCAAACUCAAUCAGUUUCAUUGAUGACUCUUCAGUUGACAAUUCUUCUGAAACUACCAUGAAAAGAAUCAAUAUAUUGAAUGAGCAGCUAUGUUCUAUGGAAGAAGAAAACAAGACUUUACGAGAAACCCUUAAUAGGAAAACAAAUGAACUCCAAUUCUCAAGAACCAUGCUUGCUCGAACAGCUUUCAAACUGUCGCAGGUUGAAUCACAGCUUGAAGAACCAUCAAAAGGUCAAGUGACUGGGGAGCAGCCCACUAGUCUCGCAUCACAUGAAUUUUCUGUGGCGUCAAUAUCUGACAUUGGGAGUGAUGAUAAGGCUAGUUGUGCUGAAUCCUGGGCUUCUGCUUUGAUUUCAGAACUGGAGCAGUUCAAAAGUGGAAAGCAAAAGGAAUUUAAGUCAAGCAAAAGUAUUGGAUCUUCAGACAUAAAUCUUAUGGAUGACUUUGCUGAAAUGGAAAAAUUAGCAGUGGUCUCUGUCGAAAAAGCCCCUGAAAUUUCACAUGCUUCUUCAGAAGCAGCUAAUGGAAUUAAUGGCUCCUUAGACACUGGGCUGAUUGAGAUUACAUCUCCAGUAGUGAGCAAGGAGAUCGUUCCUGUGUCUGAAUCAUCCAAUUCCAAUGACAUAUCAAAUGGUCAAAUUCCUCACUGGCUUCAGGGUGUACUUAAAGUAAUCUCAGAACAAAGCCACAUCACGCAUAGAAAUCCUGAUGAUAUACUUGAGGAUAUCAAAGUGGGGAUAAGUCAUCUGAAUUACGCAGACCUUGAUGAGCCUGAUUCAAGCAAAGGAUCAGGACAUAUUGUCGCAUCAAAUUCUCCCCAUUUCAGUCACUGCAUCCCUUCAGAUGAUUCUUUGUUGCUAAAUCCAUCCUCUGGAGUAACUGAUGCUGUCAUGUCACCAAUAAAGAGAAGGAAACAACAAACAGAUAUGAGUAAAUCUAUAGGCAAGAUUAUUGAGAUCAUUGAAGGGAUCAACAAGCCUGCAGAAGAAUAUGAUAAUUCUGAUCCCAUAUGCAGCAGAGAUGGGAAUGUCGUUUCAUACAAGAACCUAGGAAUGCCAGCAGGCUACAUGGUGCGUGUUUUCCAGUGGAAAACAUCUGAACUAAAUAAUGUCUUACGCCGGUUUCUCCAAGCUUGUUAUGAUUUACUGAAUGGCAAGGCCGAUCAUGAAAAAUUUGCUAGAGAACUAACAACAGCUUUGGAUUGGAUUAUCAAUCACUGCUUUUCAAUUCAGGAUGUUUCUAGCAUGAAGGAUGCCAUUAAAAAACAAUUUGAUUGGGAGGAAACGCAAAGUGAAAUUGAAGCGGAGAUUGGGAUGAUGAGUCAUGUUGCAGAGGCAGAUAGGUUGCUUCUUCCUCAAGAACAGUUGCCAUGUUUUCCAGCUGUAUCUAAUGUCAAUGGCCAUGAGCUUGAGACCAAACAGCUACAAUAUGAUAAAGACGAAACUGAAGAUACUAAGGAUAAAGUGAUUUGCGCUGAAAUUAGAAAGGAAACAGCUGAAGACAGACUUCAACCAGCUGCUAAUAGGACUAUAUCCUCGAGGAGUCAACUUCCGGAGUCAGAUAAAAUUACUUCGUCAGAAUUACAAACCAUAAAAAAUUCCAAUGGAGAACUUCCAGGGCAAACACAAAAUCACGAACUGAUAAAUGCAAGUAUUGAUGCCCACCUUACAGAAAAUGAAAUAAAAGAGGCUCGUCAUAAGGUUUUGGCAUUGGAAAUGGAAUUGGAGAACAAAAACCAUUGUUGUGAAGAAUUAGAGGGCAGAUGUCUUGAAUUACAGCUUCUACUUGAAAGCAUGAAAAAGGAGCCCUCCAAUCAUAAUGUUAAUCAGAAAGAGAAGCCAUUGCGAACUGACUGGGAGAUAACAGCGGCUUCAGAAAAGUUGGCUGAGUGCCAAGAAACCAUCCUUAACCUUGGCAAGCAACUGAAGGCACUGUCUGAUCCGAAAGAUGCAUCCCUUUUUGACAAGGUCAUUGCCCCCCGCGGUAAUGCAAUUACCAACACGACCUCCAGUACUGUCGAUGUCGGAUCAAGCCCCGCCCCUCCGAAGGACGCAAGUGUGAAACAACGGGCUUCUCUACUCGAUCAGAUGCUUGCUGAAGAUCACACUAAAGUCAAUGUUAAUAAAUAUCCAAAAGCUGGAGAUAGCAAUAACAUUUCUACUGCGGUUGUCGAACCACUAGAAAAAAUCCUAGUUUUGGAUGGAACGAAAGAUCAAGAUGACACUGCUGGACAGAAAUCUUUGGCCAUCGUUCCUGCCAAGAAACGGGGAGGAGGAAGCUUGUGGAAAAAGCUAUUGUGUAGAAGGAAAAUAGGUGCAAACAAGAAAAUAUCCGGUCCUCUUGCCACUUAAUUGUUCUCACUUAAUAAACCGCAGUAUUGUUCAGUAUCAAGGGACUUUGCAAUAAUUUUUAUUGAUUAAAUUACGUUAAGUUCUCUUGAA